AUGGGGCCGCUGCCGGUGCUGCCGCGGUCGYCCCGGCGCAGGGGGCCCGGGCUGGGGACCCUCCUGGGGGCCGUCCUCCUCGGUGGGGUCCUGCUAGCGGCUCACGCCGAACCCGACCCCCACCGGGACGGGGCCGAGCCGUGCCGAGCCUGCCGCGGCCUCGCCGACAGCUUCAGCAGGGGCCUGGAGCGGACAGAGCAUGAGGGCUUCGGUGGAGGUAACACAGCCUGGGAGGAGGAGAAGCUGUCCAAGUACCAGCACAGCGAGACCCGUCUGCUGGAGGUGCUGGAGGGUGUCUGUGCCCCCUCGGAUUUCACCUGCCACCAGCUGCUGGAGCGGAGUGAGGAGCAUGUGGAGCAGUGGUGGUUCCAUGAGCGGCAGCAGCAMCCCGACUUCUUCCAAUGGCUGUGCGUGGACAGGCUGAUGCUCUGCUGCCCGCCSGGUACCUAUGGCCCAGACUGCCGGCCCUGUGCCGGUGGGCCCCAGCAGCCCUGCAGUGGCAAUGGGCGAUGCGAUGGUGAUGGCACGCGCCGCGGCACCGGCCUCUGCGUCUGCAGCCCAGGCUACGGCGGCCCCUUCUGCGCCGAGUGUGGUGAUGGCUACUAUGAGGCCUCACGGAACAAGAGCCAUCUCGUGUGUGCUGAGUGCUACCAGGCAUGCGGGCGCUGCACGGGGCCUGAGGACUCCAGCUGCCUUCGCUGCAAGAGGGGCUGGGUGCUGCACGAGCACCGCUGCAUUGACAUCGAUGAGUGUGGCACGGAGAUGGCACAUUGCCGCGCCAACCAGUACUGCGUCAACACAGAGGGCUCCUAUGAGUGCCGAGAUUGCUCCACGGCUUGCAUCGGCUGCAUGGGYGCUGGGCCGGCUCGCUGCAAGAAAUGCAACAAGGGCUACUGGCGGGACGGAGCCAAGUGCCUGGACGUGGACGAGUGUGCCAGUGCUGAGGAGCCAGUGUGCACAGGAGUGCAGGAGGUGUGUGAGAACACAGAGGGCAGCUACCGCUGCGUCUGCGCCCGAGGCCAUGUCCGCCGAGACGGGCAGUGCGUUGAGGACAAGCCCCCUGAUGCCCCAGAGAAGGGCUUCUUUGACGACGUGACCGAUGAUGAGGUGGUGGUGCUACAGCAGAUGUUCUUUGGUGUGAUGAUCUGUGCCCUCGCCACGCUGGCUGCCAAGGGUGACAUGGUCUUCACCGCCAUCUUCAUCGGUGCCGUGGCUGCCAUGGCCGGCUACUGGCUCUCUGACCGCAGUGACCGUGUCCUUGAUGGCUUCAUGAAGGGCAGAUAGCUCUGGGGCUGCUGGGUGCAAGUGGAGGGGCAGGCUCAGCUUGGGGUGCGGGGCCCCCCCAAGCAGGGCUGGCUGCCGAGGCCGCAUCCUGCACACGAUGCUGUGCCCUGCAUGYGUCCCCCAGCACCCCCCUUAGCAUAGGGUCUCGUUUUUCCUGUCCCUGCAGAAUGAGCCAGGACUACCUGAUCCCGGGGGCUCCCACACAGUCCCCUGUGGCUGGAGGGGUGAUGCCAGGCAGUGCAGCACCGUGUGGGGGGCACAGCAUGCUGCCCUCAGCUCCUUGUGCUCUGGAGGAGAGGCCUGGCAUCGUGACAGGUGAGGGGGUGGCAGGGCAAGUGAGGGGGUGAUCCAGUUAUCUGCUCCCAAGCUGGGGCUCCUGGCCCUGUAGGACUCCCCUCCCAUGAGGCUGUUCCCUGUGGGGAAGUGGGGGGCUGGGUCCCCUCAUGCCCUGAGCUGUGGGGCUGGGAGAGCUGCCCCCCCAUCCCACCCCUCCUCCCCACAUCCCUGGGCAGAGCCCAUCUCCCCUCCCAGGCUGGGGGUCGGGGUUCCCUUGCCAUUGGCAGGGUGCCGUACCGGCAGGGGGGCCCUGCUGGAUGCAUGAGUGUGGCUGUUGCAUUUGUCUGUGGUUUGUCCGUCGGGGUGUGCCCAUCUGUCCGUGUGUCCAUAUCUCAGGAAAUAAAACUCUGCACACCCAGCUCGGCUGCUCAGGGCAGGAAUUGGUGGGGAUUGGGGCUG
Molecule: messenger RNA, 2019 nt
Organism: Malurus melanocephalus (red-backed fairy wren)
Lineage: Eukaryota; Metazoa; Chordata; Aves; Passeriformes; Maluridae
Gene: CRELD1
Product: cysteine rich with EGF like domains 1
Exons: 10
Coding region: 1-1284 (427 amino acids)
Molecular function (GO): calcium ion binding
Source: RefSeq, a predicted model, not a curated record